AUGGGCCCCACCUUUGCUGUUCCGUCUUCUUCUGGCGUUGCUGCUGCUGGUGCUGGUGUUGCUGCUGCUGGGGCAGGGAUGAGGUUAGGUGCUGCUGGUGUGAGUGACGGUGCCAAUGGGGGGUUUGUGGAGGGAGGCAGCACGCGGCGGGGAGGGCACCACCGCAGCAGGAGCAUCAGCACUACCGGUGGUGUCUUUGGCACAGGAGGGGUGGCGGAAGCAGGAGAAGCGAGAGUGGGAGGAGGAGGGGGAGGGCUGGGAGGAGCGGAGGGAGUUGGAGGAGGGCGCGGACAUGUUGGUUCCACUGCUACAGGCAGCACGGGCAGCAUUCCAGGUGGCAGCAGCAGGCGGUUCUUGCAGCGGCCACUCAGCUUCAACGCCGUUCAAGGCCUCCUUCUCUCCCGCUCGGGCUCUCGUACUCCCCCUCCCCACCUGCACCUCCCUCCUCUUCCCCUCUCCUCUGACCGCUUCUCGCCCUCCCCUUCCUCCUCCCAUGCUCUCCGCAGCCCCCAACCGAGCCAGCAAAUCAGUCCUGGGUACAGCCCGAACCUGAACGCCAGCUUCGGCCAUGCGCCGAGCCUGAACGUGAGGAGCCGGUCUCCAAGCCCCCAGGUGCUCUCCCGCGUGGCAAGCACCGGCAGCUUGGUUGACGAGGGGGACGCGGAUGGCGAAGCAGACCACGAGAGGGGCAGGGGAAGAGUGCGAGGGGGAGGGAGGGCGUUGGAAAGGGAGGGGAGCAGAGGGGAGGGGCGGCGGUCGAGGGGGCCGAGCAGGAGCAGGAGCCGCACUGGAGGGCGGCGGAUGGGGAUGGGGCUGUCGUGGUCCAUGGGGCCUGCGAGAGACACGGGGGAGUUUGACGAGGACCUGAGGGACUGGGAGGGCGAGCUGCUCUUCCGCCCUCAACACCACCCCCACCUCUUCCCCCCCGACCGCCUGCUUCAAAGCGUUGCCGCUGCUGCUGCUGCUGCUGCUGGUGGUGGUGGUGCUGGUGGUGGUGCUGGUGGGCUGGAAGGAGAUGGUGGUGAGCGCACACUGGCUGCUGCUGGUCGCCAUGCUGCUGAUAUGGACGGUCAUGCUGGUAACGCACGUGACAGGAGGGCGGGGGCGGGUGCACCGGGGCACAGGCGGUUUGUGUCAGACCUGUUCUUCGAUGCCCCCAUGGAUUACUUCCAGCCCUUCCUGCCCUCCCCUGCUAACUCCUCUGGUGCCUCCAGCCCUGCCCUGGACCGGCUUGCUCCGCACACCACCCAGUUCGAACUUCUCUCACCGCACUCGGGGCAGUUUGAGACCUCCGCCCCGCACACGCCACAAGCACUGCACUUUGACCUCGCCCUCCCUCACCCACCCUCUGCAUCACCCUUUGACCCGCACCUCCCCCUCUCCGGAUCCUUCGAACUCCUGGCCUCCGAGCGACCAUCCUCCGAUCUCUCACCACAUAACGCUUUCACAGCCCUUGGGAACAGCAGCAGCUGCAACAGCAUCAGCCUGGCGCAUCCCUCCGCGUCACCCUUGCUCCCAUCAGCAGCCCCCCUCCCCCCACGCAGCAGCAGCAGGCGCAAGCUGCUGGGCGAGCGGCGGGGCUCGAGCUUCAAGGAGCGCCACUCCUCGCGAGACCUCUCCUUUGGGGAUGACCCCGUCUGGCUCAACCCCUCUCUCGCCCCCUCCUCCUCCCCAUCCGCCUCCCCUCCCGCUCCCCUUCCCCUCUCCAUCACUCCAUCUCGUGACACCGGGGCGGCCCUUGCGGCCGCCUCCUCCUCCUCCGCCUCCCGCCACCGAGUGGCCGGCAGUGGUAGUGGCAGUGGUGCCAGCUGGGAGAGGGCCUUCAAUCGCAGCAGCUCUUAUGGAGGACAGGGGCGCAUGUUCUCGGGCGGGGAAUGGUUGUCGGGAUCAAGAGAUCUCUAUCCGACUGGGGACAAAGGCAGCGUGAGAGACUCCCUGGGCGGCAGAGACAGGAUGGCAGAUGGCUCAUGCUCCACUUGGCAAGCCAGAGGCGCAAUCAGCGGAGAGCACGCUUUGUUGUUUAGAGGGCAAACCGACCGGGACUUGUUCUUCUCGGAGCAAGGCAGCCGAUUCGCGUCCCCUGCUGGUGCGUUCGGCUCGCGCGACCUGCUGUGCAGCAGUCAGCACGGGUCGUUUGUGGGCUCAGACGAGCAGGUGGAAUACCGGGAGGGCGCGUUCGGGAGCUUGGAACGGGUGGGAAGUGGGGGUCGAGGGGCGGGUGAGAGGCGAGAGCUGGUGGCGUUUGGCAGCACGGAGAAGGAGACAGAAGGCAGGCCCGAGAGGGGCGAGAGGGAUGCGGUGGAGGAGGCAAUUGGUGCUGCUUCUGCAGUUGCUGCUGCUGCAGCAGCAGCUGCUGCUUCGGUUUUCGGCAGUGCUGCUGGCGGUGGAGGCAUGGGAACGAGUGCUGGUGGGUUGAGCAGGGGUGGGCGGGAGCGGUUUGGGUUCCUGUCGUCUGACUUUGACUUUGACCUGCGCACGGGACCCCUGUACCCCAGUGGCCCUUCUGAGCCCGCUCAGUCCGCUGAGGCCUUUCUGAAGCCAGAUGUCGCGGGUGUGCAGAAGGGUAUGGUUGGGCAGGGUGUGGUGCAAGAGGUGGUUGGGAGCAGGAGCAGCAGCAGCAGCGGAGCAAGGCUGGUGCGUGGCAGUGGCAGAGCCAAGGAGCGGGGCGAGAAGGAGUACAGAGCAAGGGAGCAGGGCGAGGUGCAGUUUGCAGCUAGGGCGUUUGGUGACGGUGUGAGGGCCAGCGAGAAGAGCGGCAGUGGGAGGUGGUGGGAGAAGAUCCACUCGGGCGUGCGCAGCCUGGAGCAGAUGCAGCAGGACGCCUGUGACGCUGCCAUGGCUGCCGCUGCUACUGCCGCUGCUGACGCUGCUAGCAUGGUGGAUGGCAGCUCGGCAGAGCUUCCCGGCGAUGCUGCUGCUGCUGUUGCUGCUUUUGCUGCUGCUGCUGCUGCCGGUGCACCCGCAGCAUGCGAGAGAGCUGUAGAGCGAGCUUCUCAAGGCAAGGCAGAUGGUGCAGGCAGGGAGAGCGGGGAAGCAGGGGACCAGCAGCAGCAGCAGGAGAAUCAGUCGCAGGAGCAGCAGCAGCAGCAGCAGCAGCAGGAGCAGGCAAGGCCAGUGCAAGCACAGCAGCAGAAGGCACAGCACCCGGGGGCAGCGCUGUUCAUGGGGGGAGGGGGGUCGGUGCUGGGGAGGGGCCUGCGGGAGCUGAAGGAGGUGUACGUGGUGGGGCGAGCACCCGUGGGGCGCGGGCAGUAUGGCACCGUGCGCAAGUGCGUGCACAGAGGGACGGGCAAGGCGUAUGCGUGCAAGAGCAUCGGCAAGAGGAGCCUGCUGAGUGCAGCGGAGAAGGAGGCGGUGCGGCGCGAGGUGGGGUUACUGGAGCGGCUCAAGGGGCACGCCAACAUCAUCCGCAUGAAGGAGACCAUCGAGAGCACGAGGCACGUGCACAUAAUCAUGGAGCACUGCGAGGGCGGUGACCUGCUUGACCGCAUCCAGCUGCACCGCAACUUCCCAGAACCCUCCGCGGCGCGCAUCUUCCGGUCGCUGAUGCGCGCGCUGCAGCACUGCCACUCACAUGGCAUCGUGCACCGCGACGUCAAGCCCGAGAACGUCCUCAUCGCCCACACCUCCCCCCUCUCCUCCUCCCGCCCUGGCGCCGGCCACAUUGCCAAGAGCAGCAGCGUCGGCACGAGUGCCAGCGGCUGCAAUUUCAGCAGCGAUGCCGUGAAGCUGAUUGACUUCGGAGUGGCGACAGUGUACAGCCCGGAGAAGCCGUGCCGCGACAUCAUCGGCACGUCUGAGUACAUGGCUCCCGAGGUAUUCGACCAAUCGUACGGCCCGGAGUCGGACGUCUGGAGUGCGGGGAUCGUCCUAUUCAUGCUGGUGAUUGGCCGAGCGCCGUACAGCGACCCACCCUCCACCGGAGGCUCGGUGGCACCGGAGGAGAGGUCCGGGUGGCCGAGCGUGCUGGUGGCGAAGGAGGCGGGGUUCUACGGCGUGCGCGAGUGGGAGAACCUGUCGGCGGCAUGCAAGCACCUCAUUGGCUGGAUGCUUGUGAAAGAUCCCAAGGCCCGGCCCACGCCACAGCAAGUGCUCGCUCCGCGCAUGUUUGCCUUCGCAUCUUGUGUCUGCUCUGCUGCAUGA
Molecule: messenger RNA, 4143 nt
Organism: Closterium sp. Naga37s-1
Lineage: Eukaryota; Viridiplantae; Streptophyta; Zygnematophyceae; Desmidiales; Closteriaceae
Source: the annotation of a GenBank genome assembly